This is a messenger RNA of Austrofundulus limnaeus, 1963 nucleotides long. RefSeq names its product methylenetetrahydrofolate reductase (NAD(P)H) (gene mthfr). Gene Ontology annotation, biological process: tetrahydrofolate interconversion. Lineage: Eukaryota; Metazoa; Chordata; Actinopteri; Cyprinodontiformes; Rivulidae. Gene Ontology annotation, molecular function: FAD binding; methylenetetrahydrofolate reductase [NAD(P)H] activity. The record is from RefSeq and is a predicted model, not a curated record. Gene Ontology annotation, cellular component: cytosol.
GUUCGACCGUAUGGGCUCCGGGGGGCCCCUCUUCAUCGACAUCACCUGGCACCCUGCAGGAGACCCCGGCUCGGACAAAGAGACGUCCUCCAUGAUGAUCGCCAGCACGGCGGUGAACUACUGCGGCCUGGAGAGCGUCCUGCACCUGACCUGCUGCAACCAGACCAAGGACCGCAUCACGGCUUACCUGGCCAAGGCCAAACACCUGGGCCUGAAGAACAUCAUGGCUCUGAGAGGAGACCCGGUGGGAUCAGACUGGGAGGAAGAGGAGGAAGGCUUCAACUACGCCGUGGACCUGGUCAAACACAUCCGAUCGGAGUUUAAUGACUACUUUGACGUGUGCGUUGCUGGUUACCCCACCGGUCACCCAGAGGCGGCGAGCUAUGAGGACGACCUCAGGCACCUGAAGGAGAAGGUGGACGCCGGAGCAGACUUCAUCAUCACUCAGCUGUUCUUCAGAGCCGACAACUUCCUGAAGUUUCUGGAAGACUGCAGAACGAUCGGUGUCACGUGUCCCGUCCUACCUGGAAUCUUCCCCAUACAGGGUUAUCAGUCGCUACGUCAGCUUGUCAAGCUGUCAAAGCUCGAGGUACCAGAGGAGAUCACCAGAGUCAUCGAACCAAUCAAAGACAACGAUGCUGCCAUCAGGAACUACGGGAUCCAUCAGGCCGUGGAGAUGUGUCGGGUCCUGUUGGACAGUGGGAAAGUACCGGGCCUGCAUUUCUACACGUUGAACCGCGAAGUUGCAACCAUAGAGGUCCUCCGACAGCUGGGGCUCUGGAUAGAAGAUCCCAGACGGCCUCUUCCCUGGGCGGUGAGCGCACAUCCCAAACGGAAAGUGGAAGACGUUCGACCGAUCUUCUGGGCCUCCAGACCCAAGAGCUACAUCUACCGGACCCAGGACUGGGAUGAGUUCCCCAAUGGCAGAUGGGGAAACUCGUCCUCUCCAGCGUUUGGAGAGCUGAACGAUUACUACCUGUUCUACUUGAAAAGCAAAUCGUCUAAAGAGGCGCUGCUGAAGAUGUGGGGCGAGGAACUGAAGAACGAAGGAAGUGUUUUUGACGUUUUCACGUGCUACAUCACGGCCCAGCCGAACCGAAAUGGACACAAGGUGAUGUGUUUGCCCUGGAACGAUGAGCCUCUGGCUCCGGAGACCAACCUCCUGAAGGACGAGCUGGAGAAGGUGAACAGACGAGGUGUCCUCACCAUCAACUCUCAGCCCAACAUCAACGGUAAACCGUCCACAGACCCCGUGGUGGGCUGGGGGCCUGCGGGGGGCUACGUCUUCCAGAAGGCCUAUCUGGAGUUCUUCACCUCCAGUGAAAACGUGACCGCCCUCCUAAAAGUCGUGAAGAAAUACGAGCCACGUGUGAACUACCACAUUGUCAACGUGCACGGUCAGAACCUGACCAACGCCCCCGACAUGCAGCCCAAUGCCGUGACAUGGGGCAUCUUCCCCGGCAGGGAGAUCGUCCAGCCCACGGUGGUGGACCCGGUCAGCUUCAUGUACUGGAAGGACGAAGCCUUCGGCUUGUGGAUCGAGCAGUGGGCCAAGCUCUACGAGGACGAGUCGCCGUCACGGAUGAUCAUCAAGUACAUCCACGAUAACUACUUCCUGGUCAACCUGGUGGACAACGACUUCCCUCUGGAGAGCUGCCUGUGGCGCAUCAUCGACGACAUGUUCGAGCUGCUGGACACGCCACCGCAGACGCUUGGCGGCGAAACACAAAGCAGCGUAACACAAAGCAGUGAAACACUUCCUGAAUAAAAUCUGACAUAUAAAAACAAAAAAAAACGUGAUUUUUAGGAAAGAAAUAACUUUAAUGGAAUCCMUUUUUAUAGAGAAGUGCCUUAAAGACCUAUUUAACAGUAUUUUUUUAGGUGUUUGUCGACGUCGACUGAAUCGGUUUGUAAAAAUAAGCUGAAUCGUUUCUUCUGAUUAAAAAAAACAGAUGAAACUUUU